Messenger RNA from Cladocopium goreaui, 11259 nucleotides. The record is from the annotation of a GenBank genome assembly. NCBI's taxonomy places the organism in Eukaryota, Dinophyceae, Suessiales, Symbiodiniaceae.
AUGCGAGUGAAGAAAGAUCAUGGUUUCAGUGAGACUUCAACUGAAGGGGGAUCUAGAACCCGUGAGGGGAUUGCUCUUGACGCGACUGGGUAUUCCUCGCCUGCGAUGGCGUACCUGGGCUUCAGCAGAUACCACCUCUCAGAGAGACCCAUUCGACGAUGGGAAGGGGGCCUCCUCGUGUGGUGGUACGAGGAGGACUUGCUCCACCCGAAGGCCGCCGCCGUGUGGCGGCCAGAGGUUGGGGGGUUGGAAGUGGUGGCCGCUUGCGCAGCGCCUGGCCUUGGCCUCAUGAACUCUCUCCUGGCCGCGUUCAAGGACUGCUGUCCGGCAGUGCCCGCUGCGACCUGGAAGUCGCGGUUGAGGCUGCUCUGGUGUCCGGUGCCUCCUGCAGUGCCCUUUGGACAGCUGCUGGCGCGCGACUGGCGGCGACAGGUUGGCAGCACGGAAAAGAUGGCCUGUUUGAAGGGUCACGUCCAGCUCCUGGGUGACCUGGACAUCGUCUGCGGCACGCGCCAACGCACCGGCACCUGGCUGGCCUUCGACGGCACAGAGCAGGUGCCCGCGGCCUGCAUGGCGCUGCAGAACUUCUGCCCCGAGCUGCAGCUGUCGACCUCCUUCGCCCUCGCGGCCAGCCAGGGCCGGGCGCCUGGCAGCGUGGUGCAGCUGAGGUGUCGCGUAGGAUUGAUCCCCAGCAGUGGAGAUUCCACCUUGGUGUGCGGCUCCGACGGCGUGUGGCGCAAGCCCGUGCACAGCCUGCCGCAGCCUCCUAGCGAGGUCUUACAGUGCAGCAUCAACCCGCUCUUCUGCCCCGAUCCGGGUCCUCUGCUGGAGCUGGGCGCCAGUCUGGUGGGAGCCUUCGAGAUGCACUUGAACGCCACCGUUUCGGUGAAUUGCAGCAUCGGCUACGAAGCCAGUGGGAUGGGCGAAGAGUCGGGUCUCUGUGGCAUUGACCCUGAGGAUGAUACGCGAGGUCGUUGGGUGAGCCCCAGCAGCGUCAGCAAGGGACAGGUUCCCUGGCGUCCACUUAGAUGCCGCAUGAAGCAGAGCUACUGUCCCUUGAUCCAGAUGGAUCAUGGUCAACUCCUGUCACUCUCGAAGGAACGCUACUUGGAGAGCACUGCCGAGCUGGGCUGCGCCGAAGGUUACGAAGCCUCCGGAGGCUUCUCCAGCUUCACCUGCCACGCCUCAACGAACUCGACUGGAGCAUGGCGAGCCAGUGAUGGCAUGUCAGAUUUGACCCAGAAGCUGCAGUGCAGCAAGAUCUCGCAGUACUGCCCAAUACCAAUGCCUCCAGAGGGAACUCACUUCGUGAUGAGUGCAGGGCUGGAAAUGGACAGCGUCUUGACCUUCGCCUGCGCCCUGGCGUAUGAAGCCAACGUGGCCCUGGAGUAUCCCCUGGAGCUCUUCUGCCUACCAGGCGGCACACCUGGCGUGGGGCGAUGGUCCACCAGAGAUGGCAAGGGCGUGGAUCCUGCGGAGUUCUUGAAGUGUCGGAAGAUGUACAACUGGUGUCCCCGCUUGGCAUUACUGGAUGGCCGCGUGAGCAAUUUGGUGAACAACCGACAGCUGGGAAGCACUGCAGAACUCACCUGUGAUCCCGGCUUGGAGAUGAAGUUUGGUGACUCGGUACUGGGUCAGAUCACACUCCAGGUGAACUGCACCAUUGGAACCACCGCUGGUGGAAUUUGGAUGUCUCCUGAUGGUCAAGACAUGGCGGGACAGCUGCAAUGCAGCCCCUUGAACUAUUGGUGUCCACCCGUCACGGCUUACACUAUCGUGAAUUCGGAGUAUCUGGAGAUGGAUCCCGAACUUCGCACAAUCAGCUACAGCUCACCAUGGCGCGCCUAUCGCAGCACCGCCACCGUGCGAUGUCGGGAGGACCGGCUGAUGCUGCACAGCUACGGUGACUCGGAGCUGGUCUGCGGCCUCGAUGCGGCCGGCACCGGCGGCGCGUGGCGAAGUCCCAGGGGGAUGCUGGCCAUCACCAAGCACUGUUUCUUCACCGGUUCUCCCAUCUUUGACACGACCUUCAUCGAGAACGGAUGCUUCAUGGGAGACUUCGCCGGCAUCCCGGACAACUUCACGAUUCCGGUCUUCUUCGAGCGCACUGCUGGCAUUCUCUUCUGGCAUAAGCCGACCGAGUGGCUGGUGGGCUCCAGCGUGCUGGAAGGAAACCAUGGAAAUGGCAGGUGGCGGAUUCAAUGGGCAGCGGAAGGCGUGUUGAACGCCAGGGUGGACGUUGGCGUUGGCGAACUGCAAAUGGAUGUGACACAGAACAUGACCAAAGGUCCAGGAGAUUGGUUCCACAUCGCCUUCGUCUGGGACUUGGGUGUAGGACUCGCAGGGAUGGGUCGCACCUACCUCUGGGUCGAUGGGGUGCAAGCGGAGCCGAUCGAGCCCAAUACCGAGAAGUUGACGCAUUUCAUCUGGGUGGACCCUGAAGAUCGGCUGGACAUUGGAGGUCUGGUUUCCCCUACCAGCCCUGGAGAGUACAGCAACAUCCGCGUCUACACCAGGGCAGUGCCUGAAGAUGAGGUGAUGAUCAUCUACAGUUCCGAAGACCCCACCUGUGGCAUGACCGACGACGUUUGCCCCACUCCCUGGUCCUACAAAUCGUACGUGGCACGGGUGGACAAUCCAGCGGACCUCCGCUACAGCCUCUUCCCUCGACGACCGGCCGCCGAGGUCUUCUUCAAAUGUGACCCUGGAUAUGCAUCCUUUGAUGGCGAUGAUCACAUCAUUUGCACCAGUCAAGGGACGUGGCUGAAGUAUGGAACCCAAAUUCUGGCCACGCCCUUCCGCUGCUGUCGACAUGCAACAGACUACUGUCCGGAUAUUGACCUCACCAGCAACCCCGGAGCCGCUCUGACAGCCACAGGCUAUGAGCUGCUUUCGGAGUGUGCAGAGGCACCUGUGGAUGGUCCGGAUCCAAGUACGGUGGACUAUGCGGGAUGUUCUCCAUUGACCUUGCAGCCUCAUGUGCUGGUGGAGCUGAACGACCUGUACAACAUCAGCAGCAUCGCAACCUUGAGUUGCGAACCGGGCUUCGAGCCGGUGUCUGAGAUGUUGAUGGAUAUGGUGUUGAUUUGCAUGAAAGGCAUCUUCGACCCCUUGACCUUCACGGGCGAAGUGCCAGGGACUUGGAUGGCCAUGGAUGGUCGAGUCCCGAGGCCUUUGAAGUGCCACGGGCAGCAGAAUUUCUGCCCCGAUCCGCGGCUUCCCAACAUGGCAUUAGUGUCUUUAUCGCAUCAGCUGCGAACAGGCUCAACUGCACAGAUGGAAUGCUUGGAAGAUACACAAGGUCAACCUCUGGAAGCCUUGUGUAUCAGGGACCCUGCCAACCACAGCAAUGGCAUAUGGGUGGCACCGCAACAUGGUCAUGUACCACUCAGCCGGCUGCAAGGAUGCAAGCGCGUUGAAACCAAUGUCUCCAGCCCAGAGGAGGAGUAUGGUCCAUAUGUUCCAGGCGCCCUCUGGUUCUCGGACGCCUGUGCCAUCGGCAGCAGCAUCAAGAUGGAUGCCUCUGUCACAGCUGGGGGAGGCACCGUGUCGAUGUGGUGGCAACUGCCAGAUUUUCAUCAGGAUGAUUUCUACGUCCUAUGGGCCGCAGUGGAUCCGCUUUGUACGCAAGAAGUUGAAGUGAACGUCUCUUCAGCCCCUGCACGUUUGGAGGGAUGCAUGCAAGUCUCCGUGAGCGACAGCAGCACCUUUGAGGAUUCACCCGAUGCCGUCACGGCGGUGAGCAAGGCUCUGGCAGCUGCGGGCGGUGUGGCGGAAGGAAAUGUGCAGGACGUCUCCAUCCAGUCCGGCGCCUCCUGUGCCCAGCGGCGCCUCGAAGCCGAAGGCGAGGACGAAGCCGAGGGCUCCGGCCGGCGCUUGCAGCAGAUGGCGCGGGAGCGUGAGUGGGAUGAGUGGCUGGCAAAGAAGAAAACUGAAGAGCAGGAAUAUGAGAGAACCGCAGGUCGAAGAAAAGGAGCUACCUUUUGUCAAGCGAAGAUCGCCGAACGACCUCAGCGAUGGAUGCAAAACCUUGUUGAACCGCAGCUGCUUGGAACCUUUGGAGGCGAGGAUUCUGGAGCUGAUGAGAUGCUUCGAGCCCAGCAGCGUGUGGAGGCUGAACUAGCAACUGGAUCAGAAAUGCAGCUAGAAGAUACAAAGGGCCCUGAAACCAUGGUUCCAGAAACCCCCAAAUCACCCGUGAAGGAAGAGAGUUUGGGAAGAGUGGAUGGACCUAGAAGUUCCCCGAAGCCCCUUGUGCCGGCUGUUCCUGAUCAGGAAAAAUCUCAGGUACCGCCUGUGACUCCUGAAAGUCAGGUGAGAACUGAGGUAAAAACACCAGCGCAGUCUCUUGAGGCCAAAGCUGAACCCCAAGGAGCCAUAGCUGUCCAACAUGGAGCUCUAGCACCUGCCGUGACUGAUGUGAUUGCGGCAGACUCCAAAAAGGUUGAGAAUGGAGGGUCGACUGAUCUUCAAAGAGCAUCAGACGUUUCUGGGCACCUGCAACAAGUUCCCAUGUCAGUGCAGACGCCGGGAGCUCAAUCUGGUGUUUCUCCGGUGCAACAGCCCCUUUUUGACGAUCAACAACUUCGAAGAUUUCAAGAACUUUUCAAUCAAGCCCCUUGGCUGUAUCCAGGUGGUCACAUGGGAUACCACCCUCCAGCCAUAGCACCUCCAGUUUCAAGACCACUUUUUCUUGACCAAGAUGAACGUAGGAUGCAAGAAACAGUUGGGAUGGGUUCGCAGUUUGUUUACCCAUACAUGCCAGCGGUUGGAGUUCAAGAGAGUUUGGAAUUGAAAAAAGGGAUUGAAGAAAUGAUGGAAGAGAAUAGAAGAUUAAGGGAAAAGGUUGAACGUCUUGAGAAGGCGCAGUCCUCCCAAUCCGAAGAAGAUCAGAAGUUUUCCACCCCAAAUGGAGACCACUUGAAAGAGGCUGAGACCCCCCAGGAGGCUGACAGACCACCAAAGGGAAGCCAGCAAUGGAGUGCGACAACGGGCCCAAUUGACCUCAAUGAUUGGAUGGCUUUGAUCGAGCCGAUGAUGUGUGACCUGAGCAACUCCAGUGCGCAAUGGUGGCAACAACUUGUCAUGGAGGCACACCUGUGGUAUCAGCGUCAUCUUCAACUACCACCCUUGGAUCGAGUAGCUCAUGUACCAGUUCCUUCAAAGGAUUUGGCCAAACAGAAAUGGGCACGACUUGAACGUCGAGCAUCUACGUUGUUGCUGAUGGCAGUUCCUGAAGGCCAAAGAGAAGAGCUCAUCUCAGCCAAAAGACUGAGUGCGAUGUCCAUAGUAUGCCAACUUCUUGUCACCUAUCAACCAGGUGGUCUUGCGGAGAAGGAGUUGAUCUUGAGGUCCCUUGAAGCUCCUCCUGAAUCAACGACCUUGGUGGAGGCCGUGCAAAGCCUUCGCAGAUGGUCUCGAUGGCGAAGACGUGCUGCUGACCUACAAAUUUCAGAGCCAGACCCGUUUUUGCUUUUGAAGGGACUCAACAGAAUCAUCCGCAAACCCUUGGAGGCCAAUCGAGAUCUUAGCUUCAGGAUCAGUUUGGCAAGGUCGACAUUGCAGGUGGACUCAACCCCAACUUCGACUUCGGUGACUUCCUUUGCACUUCACUUGGCUGCUGAGUUUGAACAGGAAAAAAGCGAUCAAUCACCACAGAAGCCAAGGAUUCAGAAGGCUGAGGGGGAGGAGAUUUCUUCACCCACGAGCUCUACGAAAGGAAAAGAGGAGGAGGUAUCCAAUGAAUCGGCAUCAAUGAAGGAGUUGCUGGAACAGGCGAACACUAUGCUCAAGUCAUUGACUUCCUCUACAACGACUUCCUCUUCAAGCUCUACUGCAGGAGCCACUGAGACCAAGGACGAGGUGAUGGGCCGACUUCAACAACAAUUGAACCAACUGAAGCUCAAGGUGUUUAAGAUCAAUCAGAUCUCACAUGGUCAGCAUCAAGGUUUGAUCGACUCUGGUGCCACACACCCUUUGCGUCCUCGAAGACCAGGUGAAUGCGACACCACCUACAAGCGGGUUUCAGUGACCCUUGCCAAUGGCGAAACUACUUCUUUGCAGGUGACUCCAGGUGGCAUCAUGGUCACAGAUCGACAUGACGUCGAGCCAAUUCUGCCAAUGGGACAGCUUGUCCAAGACUUGCAAUGUCAGGUAACCUGGGCUGAUGGAAUCUUGAAGGUCACCCAUCCAACACGUGGACCACUUCCAGUGCAAAACCGAGAUGGCUGCCCACAGAUUCCCAGAACUUUGGCCUUGGACUUGAUAGAAGAGAUGGAAACAGCAGGAAUGCAAAAGAAGAUGAAAAGUGUAGGUUUUGAGAAGGAGAAAAAAUGGAUGGAAGACUUAGUGCAGAGUCAUCCAGUUCUACGAGACCUUCCAGACCGAAUCAAAAGCCGACUGGUCACUGACAUUGGAGAAUGGAAAGACUUGCCGGUCAAUCGGCGCCAACGAAAGCGUUUGCAGAGAGACGGCUUUCUUGUGCACCUCUAUGCAGGAGAAUCUGAAGGGUUUACACUGUCAAGGGCAUGGAAGCAGCAAGGUGGCCAAGAGAAUCACCUCUUGGAGAUUGACUUGAAACGAGGCGAUGGUCACAACAUGUUGCUGGACAGCGGCGUUUAUGCUGGACUUCUUCGAGCAGUCCUCCAAGAUCGAAUCGACGCUUUUGUCGCUGGCCCCAACUGCAGAACCAGAUCAGUUCUCAGGCACUACCCAAAGAAGGAUGCUCCACGACCAGUGAGGGCUUGGAAAGGUGAAGAACAUGGGCUGGCCGAUUUGACUCCAGCCGAAAAAACACAAGUUGAGGAGGACGACAUCCUCAUGUGGAGAUUCAUCUUUUUGUGGAUGAUUGCAACUUACUUGCGUCGAGCUCGACAAGUUCAGAAGCCUGUUGGUUUUUUACUGGAACAGCCUGCAUCACCAAAGAACUACAUGCCACAAUGUGUGUCUUUUUGGGACACUGUCGAAUGGAUGAAGCUGAAGGAGGAGUUUGGAUUCGCUGAGACCACCUUCUGUCAGGGACAUCAUGGCGGUGCAGCCACAAAACCAACUACCAUGGCAGGAAACUUGCAGCUCAACCCUGAAGAUCACCGGAUGAAGAAAACAUCUUCAACUACGAUCAGAUCCUCAUCAGAAUUGUCAAGAUGGGCACCAGGUGUGAUGAACAUGGUGGCCGAAGCACUUUUGACCCAGAUUGUCAACAGGCAACCAAGGAUCUCGACUUUGUCAUGGGAGGAGCAUCUACGUCAUGGACAUAUCCCUUUCAGGCGAGAUUGCCUGGUGUGCCAACAAUCGCUACAGCAACAACCGCCUCACAGAAAAGUGAAGCAUCCACUUGGAGGAGUCUUGUCAAUUGAUACAACAGGACCCUUCAUCAGAGCCUACGAUGCCGGUGGCUAUCAGUCUGCCUACAUCUUGGUUGGUGCUCUCACCUGGACCGUGCCCAAAGACUCCAAGAUCAAGGAGGAAGAAGUGCCGGAGCUAGAAGGUGAAGCCCCAAGCUUUGAAGCGAAGAAAGAUGAGGAGAUGAUCCCGAUUGAAGAUCAACCUGAACAACCACCUGAAGAGCCUCAGGGAAUCUUUGACGAUGAAGUUCCAGAAGAUGAGGAGUGUCAAAGGGCCCCAGAGGGUGAGGAUGAAGUUCAAAGAGAAGAAGGAGACCAAAGACUUGAAGAGAAAGAAGGUGAGGCUGAAAAGAAAGAGGAGUUUGAGACGCGAGUUUUUCGUCUUGCAGCUCCUAUGUACUCCAAGAAGGCCACAGAAGUCACUCGUGUGGUGAUGGACAUGAUGCUACGUCUCAGAGCUGACGGGUAUCACAUCGGCCACAUCCAUAGCGACCAAGGUCAUGAGUUCCAAGGGCAUUUCAAAAGAUGGUGCAGAGAAAGAGGAGUGCUCUUGACAAGGACCCCUGGUGAUGACCCGAGGGCCAAUGGCCGUGCAGAGACAGCAGUGAAGUCACUGAAGACUCAAAUAAGAAGGGUUCUUCUUCAAGCACAAGCUGAACCAACUUGGUGGCCGUGGGCAACAAGAUACGUCAAUGAGCUCAAUCGUGCUGCCAGGCUAGCAAAGAGCCCGGAUUGGCCUCCCUUUCUCACGGAAGUCAUGGUCAGAAAGCGCAAAUGGAGAAGAGGAACUUUUGAAGUUUCCACUGAAAACGUCAGGUACCUUUGUCCUGCUCCAGAAGAACAUGGUCACUGGAUACUCCCAAAAGAUGAGAGGCCACGCGUCACGAAACUUCUCAUGAAAGCAGCACAUCUCCCUCUAGCAGAAGAAGGAUGGGUUGCUCUGGAACGUGAAGCAGUGGACGCCUUGAAUGUUCGAAGAAGAAUGAGGGGAAAGUCAGCGAUCAGAAAAUUUCAAGAGGAGGAUGGAGGAGAAGAAGAUGAAGAAAAGAAGCGGAGAGUUUGCAUGCUCCGCUUAAUCGAAAAAGAAAUGUGCCUCAUGGUCGAUGAUGACCCAGAACUGGCUUUGGAAGAGCUCCAAAUCUUGGCCAAAAUUCGGAAGAUGGCAUCAAUGCCGAAUGAGGAGGAAGAGAUUUUACAGACACGAAUCGUGUCACCAAAGGAGGUCGCAGAACACUGGCAAGAAUGGCUUCCUGCAGUUCAAAGCGAAGUCGCAUCUCUCCUCUAUGAAAAGCAGGCUUUCCGAGAGAUUGGCCCAGAAGAACUUGCUCUACUACAACACCAAGCUGAGAAGUCAGGAAAAGGGAUUGAGUAUAUCCCGUCCAAGCUGGUUUUCACCAGAAAGCCAGGCCUUGAUGGAGGAAAGAAAAAGAUGAGGUGGGUGGCAUGCGGCAACUUGGAGCCUAGAAAAGAAGAUGAAGAUAACUUCAGCUCAGGCGCCGAUGCAGCAGCGCUUAGAAUCUUGGUCUGGUGCGCAGCUCUCAAACAGUGGAGCGCAUCAAUCCUGGACGUGCGCACUGCCUUCUUGAAUGCAAAGAUGGUCUUGUCUGAAGAUGAGGAUGUGAUCCUUGUCAAGCCGCCUCUGCUCCUCACCGAGAAGAAGUACCUCAAAAGAGAUGUGUACUACCUGCCUGAAAAAGCCACCUACGGGCUUCGGCGCUCACCCAAGCUCUGGGGACUGACCAGAGAUGACACCAUAGCAGCCCUAGAAAUCCAGGGGGAGUACAACAACAAGAUGAUGGACUUCUGUUUUGAAGCCCUGCAGUCCGAGCCGAACCUUUGGCGUUUGAUGAACUCCAAAGACCCAGAAGACACCACCGUGUAUGCCCUGCUGAUGACGUAUGUGGAUGAUAUCAUGGUGGCAUCAUCACCCAAUUUGCUCAACAUCAUCCAGAAAAAGCUUCAAUCAACGUGGAGCACCUCACAGCCUGAGAUGGUCAGUGAAGCCCCAGUGCGAUUUCUUGGAGUUGAGAUUUCCAAGCACUGGUGCGAUCAAUCACAACGUGAUGUUUGGAUGGUGACGCAGCAGAGCUAUACCACAGAUAUGGUGCAGAAGGAGAAGGAUUUGAAGAUCAAAAAGAUUCCGAUUUCACGGGAUCAGUCACAGAUGGAGCCGUCAACAGAAGCUCCAACCACAGAAGAAAUUCGAGCGGCACAAAAAGCCGUAGGAGAAGUCCUCUGGCUCACCACCCGUGCCAGACCGGACAUUAUGUUCACGGUGGCCCGGAUGGGGUCGUCAGUGACGAGAGCCCCUGAAGCAGUCCUCAAGGUAUCCACCCAGCUCAAGGGAUACUUGAAGGCUACAACAGAUGAGGGCCUGAUCUUCAAGGUCGCUGAGAAUGAGCACCCAGUCCUCACGGUGUUCACGGACGCCAGCUUCGCUCCAGAUUCCCAGGAGUCUCACGGGUCCUUCAUUGUGAUGUUGGGGGCCACGCCUAUCUUCUGGCGAUCUGGGAGGCAGGGAUUCGUGACACUCAGCACAGCAGAAGCUGAGCUAACAGAAAUAGUGGAGGGAAUGAUCGCAGGUGAAUCAAUCUACGUCAUCCUGGCCGAGAUCUUUCCUAUGACCACCAAAGUGGUGAAAACCGACAGCAUGUCAGCACAAGCGAUCCUCACCACAGAUGGAGGGAAUUGGCGAACUCGCCAUUUACGCUUGCGCUGCUCCUUUGCCAGGCAGUCAAUUCUGGCAGGCGAGUGGUCUACACAGCAUGUGGCAGGAGAGUUCAUGCUGGCCGACAUCGGCACCAAACCGCUUGCUUCGGUGCGCUUUGAAUUUCUGAAGAAACUCAUGGGUAUGGGCACUUUGCCCCCAAAAGGUGAUGAAGAAAAGAAAGAAGGAGAAGAAAAGAAAGAAGGAGGAGAAAAGAAAGAAAAGGAGGAGAAAAGUGAAGAAAAAGAAAGUGAAAAGCAGGACGGUCCCUUGACCACUAAAGACAGCCACCGUUUGGCUGAAGCAGCUCAGGUUCUUCGCCUGAUCACUAUGGCGGCGACUAUGUCAAUUUCGAAGGCAGCGCGAGAUGGAGACGAAGCAGAAGAAUCGAUAUCUUUUGAGAUCAUCAUUCUUUACACAUUUGUGGUGGUCAUCGUAACUUUGAUGGCACAGCGAAUUUGGGAAGCUGGAGUACGGGGAGUAGAAUGUCUGCGACAGCACGUUUCUGCUCAACCUGGAAGUCACUCUGAAGGCGCUGUGAGAAGCAGUUCAAGUAUGUCCUCAAGGGAGAACUUGCCAGCUUCAGCGGCAUCAAACACCAGCCGCUCCACCGAGGUGAUCGAAAGACCAUCAACGAUGCCAACUGCUUCGCUACCAGAUCAACCUGCUCCGCUGCCACGUGGUGAAGAACGAGCUCAAGAAACAGGAGAUCAAGCUCCGCUACCAGAAACUCAGGCUGGAAGCACAACAGUGCCAACGUCCUCAACGCCAAGACCUCAAAAUGUUCCACCAGGAAAUGAUUGCCUACGUGAAUGGAAUGAGAUUGAACGCGAAGAGCGGCUGAUCACAGCCGAACUGACUCAUGCACCUCCAGGCCAUCCUUUGCUUGGACCAGCCCACAACCAGUUGAACGAGUAUGAAACAGUGGAUUUGCCGUUUUUGGUGAUAACCUCAAGAAGCGGAACAGUUUACCACUGCCACUGGGAUUGCCGGUAUUUAACUGCCCCGGCGACUGGUGCGAGGAAAAACAGGCGAUGGUGUUUGGAAUGCAGAAGAGAAGCGGUUCAAUCUGGCGUUUUUCCUUCACAUGGUGCUGCGAUGUUCAUUUCAAGCUGGGAGUCAGAUGCGCACUCUAAUCCAAUGUGCGAAAGAGCUGAAGGAUCAAAAACAUUCAGCCUUUGCACUGCAUGUUUGGAUGUGAAUAGGUAG